This is a messenger RNA of Tetrahymena thermophila SB210, 237 nucleotides long. RefSeq lists its product as hypothetical. NCBI's taxonomy places the organism in Eukaryota, Ciliophora, Oligohymenophorea, Hymenostomatida, Tetrahymenidae. The record is from RefSeq and is a predicted model, not a curated record. The transcript is spliced from 2 exons.
AUGAAAAAACUAUUUAAGAUUAUGUUGAUCAAAUAUUAUAAUGCUCAAUCUCUACUAUUUUAUAGAUAAUAAUUAUUUUGCCUAGAGUAUAACUCAUUCAAUAGGGGAAGUUUUAAUAAAAUAUUUAAUCAAAAAUAUCCAAUUUUCGACCUACCUCGGUUGACGUAGGUGGGUCUUAUCGAGGGAAUACGGUAUAUACGUAAAUAAAAUAUGCUUGCAAAAAAAAAACUAAUGUGA